UUUUUUCUGCCAUGCAAACAAAUACAUACCAUUGUGAGCGUUCUCAGUCUCUCUCCAUCGAUAAAAGCUUUCACACGACGUGCUCUCUACUAACUCCGGACAUCUGACUCCUCCUGCCCCAAUGAAAUCAAGCGGGUCAAUCGGCGAGCACAUGGUCGCUCGCUUAUGUCUUCACUUGGCCACUUGACUAGGGCUCUCAUUCUCAUAUUCUCGCUAGCCGCAGAGCCAACAGCGGCCGUGGUCUGCAAGCCCUAAACACCUCUACCCAGCUUCAUUUUACCUCUCUUUUCACUACCAGGUCUAGUAUAUAAUACUUGAUUUAUUGGUGACGACUGUUCCUCGGAUUAAAAUUCCGUGCUUUGAUUGUCCAGAUGCCGGAGUUGCUAACUUUUUUGGUUCGAUUGAUUUGGGUUUGAGGUUUUAAAAGUCUUCAAUCAAGGAUAGUAGGUGAUAUGGAUUCGGGUUUCAAUGGAUUCCCCAAUUCCAUAAAUGGCUUCAAAUUCACUAAUGGCGAUAUGGGUUCCCCCGAUUCAGAUCGGUACUCGAAUCUUGUGAAUGGGUUCAGUUUGAAUUACCUUCCUUCUUUGGAUCACAAGUUCAUUUAUGUCCCCAUGAUUUCGCCAGAUAGCAAUCCUGUUCCAUCAUUGAGCAUGGAGGGAGAGUCUUCCUCUGAUGACGGUGACUUCUCUGAAACCGUGUUUAAGUACAUAAGCCAGAUGCUUAUGGAAGAGGACAUGGAAGACAAGCCCCCCAUGUUUCAUGACCCGAUAGCACUACAAGCUGCAGAGGAAUGCCUCUAUGAUGUUCUUGUUGACAAGCACCCCCAUUCCCAGGAUAAAUCCUUUUUUGAUAAUAAACAAAUUGCUGAGAGCCCUUAUGCUGGGCUUUACAAUAGUUCCAGUGACUAUAGUAGCAAUACCAAUUAUAGUUCCUCUACUGGUGAUCUGGUUUAUCAUCGUUGGAAUGGGGAUUUUUCUGGGGUAUCCGAACCAUCUUUGUUGCAAAAGCCACUGCUUCCUUCUGAAUAUGUUCCACAGUCUGCUGCUAUGUCAAAUCCACAACCAGGAGUCAACUCUUCCAGUAGACUUUCUAGUAAUGGUGAUGGGCUGGUAUGCUGUUCUACGAAUUUGCCUUUGGUUCCAAAUUUGUUUGGCGAGGAUGAAUCAGUGUUGCAGUUUAAGAGAGGCAUAGAGGAAGCUAGUAAGUUCCUUCCUAGAGGAAAUAAACUGGUAAUUGAUAUGGAGAAUCCAAAAUCGAGGGAAAAUGCUCAGAAUACUCUAAUCAAGGUGGAGAGGGAUGACACAGAGCAUUCCCCCAAUGGGUUCAUAGGAAAGAAGAGUCAUGAGCGGGAAGGUGAAGAUUUUGAGGGAAUAAUAAGUUACAAGCAGUCUGCAGCCUCCUUGGAUGAGGGUGAGCUGAUUGAGAUGUUUGACAAGGUAUUGCUUGGUGUUUGUGAAAGAAAAGAGCCUUCUGUGUGUGUACAUGAUGAGGUCUCACAGAAGGGGGAAAGCAAGAACCUGCAGCAGAAUGGGCGUACAAAUGGAUCUACUGGUGUGAAGACUAAGGCUAAGAAACAAGGUAAAAAAAAGGAAGUGGUGGAUUUGAGGGCUCUCUUGAUUCUAUGUGCACAGGCUGUCUCUGCCAAUGAUCGUAGGACUGCUGGUGAACUCUUGAAACAGAUAAGGCAGCACUCUUCUCCGUUUGGUGAUGGCUCUCAAAGAUUGGCUCAUUGCUUUGCUAAUGGCCUGGAAGCACGUUUGGAUGGGAUUGGAACACAGAUGUAUACUGCUCUGUCCUCAAAGAGAAUGCCGGCUUCUGACAUGCUGAAUGCCUACAAACAUUAUAUUUCAGUCUGCCCAUUUAAAAAGAUUGCAAUUAUUUUUGCCAACCAUACUUUUAUAAAAUUAGCUGAGAAGGCCAAUACACUUCAUAUUAUAGAUUUUGGCAUCUUUUGUGGUUUCCAAUGGCCUCCUCUUAUCUAUCGUCUCUCUAACAGACCUGGUGGGCCUCCCAAGCUACGCAUCACAGGUAUAGAUCUUCCCCAGCCUGGAUUUAGGCCAGCAGAAAGGGUUCAGGAAACAGGGAGACGUCUGGCUAAGUAUUGUGAGCAUUUCAAGGUACCAUUUGAAUACAAUGCCAUAGCACAGAAAUGGGAGACUAUUCGAGUUAAUGAUCUCAAGAUUAGAAGUGGUGAGGUUCUUGCUGUAAAUUGUCUGUUUAAAUUCAGGACCCUACUUGAUGAGACAGUUAUAGUGAACAGUCCGAGAAAUGCUGUUCUGAACUUAAUUAGGAAGAUAAAUCCGGAUAUGUAUAUCCAGGCUAUUGUCAAUGGAUGUUAUAAUGCCCCUUUCUUUGUAACUCGGUUCCGGGAGGCACUCUUUCAUUUUUCAUCGCUUUUUGAUAUGUUGGAUAGAGUUAGCAUUCCCAAAGACAAUCAGAUGAGGUUAAUGUUCGAGAAAGAAUUCUAUGGGAAGGAGGUUAUGAAUGUCGUUGCAUGUGAGGGCAUGGAGAGGGUUGAGAGACCCGAGACUUACAAGCAGUGGCAAGUCCGAAACCUGAGAGCUGGAUUCAAGCCAUUGCCGCUUCAGUCUUAUCUAAAGAAUAAAUUGAGGGGUAAGCUGGGGGAAGGCGGCUACCACAAAGAUUUUAUGGUUGAUGAAGAUGGUCACUGGGUGUUGCAGGGGUGGAAGGGCAGGAUCAUUUGUGCUUCCUCUGCUUGGGUCCCUGCAUAGAACUGGAAAAGCUUGUUUCCCAGAUUCACAUCAAGAAGUGGGCAGGCAUCACCUAGUUUCAAUUAAGGUGGAGCCAUUUAUCUUAACAAGGUGGAAGUAGAAUCACAGUAGUAUAUGCGGAUGAGGCAUCCUGACAGGCUGGCACUCUGGAACCUUUUUCCUUCAUGACAUGUUGAAUAUGAUUAUGCAAAUUCCAAGCCAUCUAUCUCCAUGAUUUGAAGUACGAAAUCUGGAGACGAACUAGCAGAAGGACGUCAUUGGCAAGUUUCUUUUGCACCAUCAGUUGUUUUUGAGGAGUGUACGUUGAGUCUGAUAUAUAUGUGAUCUUUGGCCAGCUGGGACGUUUUAUAUGAUGAACGUUCCCUGCCAAAUAUCUCAUGUAAGCUAAUCUAUUGCAGUUUGUAGCUUCUUUUGAUUAGUUUGUGCUUGUUGCCCUUAACUAGUUGAUUAUAACAACACCCCCGAUGGUGCAGUGUCUGUAUAGUGCUGUUGUGUUGCUUACCUUCUUGUUAUUCCUGUUUCUUUCUUGUCACUGUAUUGACAAUGGUAUGGUAGUGAAACACUCUCUGAUCAACAGUUAAUGUUCAGCUUAUCUAUAUCUAUUCAUUAGU
Tripterygium wilfordii is the source of this 3343-nucleotide messenger RNA. RefSeq names its product scarecrow-like protein 33. The transcript has 2 exons. Gene Ontology annotation, cellular component: nucleus. Gene Ontology annotation, molecular function: DNA-binding transcription factor activity; sequence-specific DNA binding. The record is from RefSeq and is a predicted model, not a curated record. Gene Ontology annotation, biological process: regulation of DNA-templated transcription. NCBI's taxonomy places the organism in Eukaryota, Viridiplantae, Streptophyta, Magnoliopsida, Celastrales, Celastraceae. The coding region runs from base 453 to 2732 and encodes 759 amino acids.